Trichoplax adhaerens is the source of this 1149-nucleotide messenger RNA. RefSeq lists its product as uncharacterized. NCBI's taxonomy places the organism in Eukaryota, Metazoa, Placozoa, Uniplacotomia, Trichoplacea, Trichoplacidae. Gene Ontology annotation, cellular component: membrane. The transcript has a single exon. The record is from RefSeq and is a predicted model, not a curated record. The coding region runs from base 1 to 1149 and encodes 382 amino acids. Gene Ontology annotation, molecular function: alpha-(1->3)-fucosyltransferase activity.
AUGCUUUUAAAGCAUAUUAUUAAACGCGUUAAUAAACGCGUUAAGGAUUCUCGAAAUGAAACGAUAAAGACAUCUACAGUAAUGACAGCAAAACCGUUAAGAGUUAUAAGGAUACUCUAUUGGACUGGUUUGUUUUUUAAUAGUUGGCCAGAGCCUCUUGGUUAUCAUUCUUGCGGAUUAUCGUCGGUGCAGUGCCAUUUUACUAGUGAUAGAAAUUAUUAUUCUAGUGCUGAUGCUGUAUUAUUCCAUGGAAACGAUAUAAACAUUUUGCAAGAUACGGAUAGCUUACCCAAUAAUACUGUAAAGCCUCCGUUUCAGCGAUGGAUUUAUUAUACUUUAGAGAGUCCUCUGAGUUUGAAACUAGAUCAAAAACCGUUACUAAAAGAAUUUUUCAAUAAUACAUUCGAUUGGAUCAUGAAUUACAUGAAAGAAGUAGAUCUUCCUUCGCCUUAUGGCUAUGUUACUCGUGGCCGGUAUCACAAUGGAUUUUCACCCAACAUUAAAUAUGCUGCAAAUAGAUCCAGAAUGAUUGCCAUUGUAUCUAGUGAGUGUUAUCCACAUCGAAUGCAUAUCAUUCGUGCAUUGCAAAAUUAUACUAAUGUCGAUGUCUUUGGUCGAUGUGGUCAGAAAUGCCCUAGAAAUAAACAUUGUUGGCAACAUAUUCAGUCCAAUUAUAAAUUUUAUUUAAGCUUAGAAAACAGCGUUUGUAAUGGCUAUUUAACGGAAAAGACAUAUCGAAAUGCUUUCGAAAAUAACCUAAUUCCGAUUAUUAUCAGUGGAGCCAAUUACUCUGAUUGGCAUGUUCUACCUCCGCAAUCUUUUAUUGAUGCUUUGAAAUUUGCUAAUGUCCGAGAAUUGGCCAAUUAUAUCGAAAAAGUAGCAAGUAAUGAUAAAUUAUAUAACUCGUAUUUUCAGUGGCGAGAAAAUUAUAAUAUUCACUUAAGGUCGCUCAGGAAUAGCUUAUGCAAUGUAUGCAAGAAAAUAGCUCGAAUUGGAAAUAAGGGUCUUCAAUCCAGUCCUUAUCGAGACUUAAGUUAUACAUUAGGACCUCAUGAAGACAACUGUAAAGAGUAUCCAGAUCCGUAUCUACUAUAUAACAGGAAAAUCAAAUUUCAAUUUCAUCGAAAUAAACCAGAAACACCAUCCUGA